AAAAGAGAAUAUAAAAAACGUGUUGAAGAAUAUUUGUUCUUUUGACAGUUGAUUGAACUAAGAUAAAAUGAGGUAUAAAAAGGCAAAAUACUUAUUCGCAAGAUACUUUGACAAAGCUUACUAUUAGAAAGCGAGCAGGCAUACAUUUUUAUCGGAGUUAGUGACCAUUUAUUUUGAUAAGGUAUUUUUUAUAAAUAACGAUUGUUUUCUUAAUAGAAAUAUGCUAAGAUACGCGUUUUUUAUCACACUUCUACUGUCAAAUGAGUAUGGACGGGUCAGUUGUUCUGUACAAGCAGCGACUUUCCUCGGUGGUUUAAAUACUAACAAUAAAAUAUGCGUUGAUACUGAGAAAUAUUCUGAAGUAUCCACAUUGAGUAAAAUACAUUGUGCACAUCUAUGCGAAGGACAACCAACAUGUACAAGCGUAUUUUACAGUACUAUCGCAGCGAUAUGCACGCUUUGCAGAGGAAACGAUAAUUUACAAGAUCAGGCAGGAACCUUGUUUUACAUCAAAGAAAUUAACAUUGAAGGGAAAAUGUUCCAGAUACACUCAAAGGAAAACAACAGAUUUUGGCAUUUCGACGGAGGUCAUCAGAUUCUAAAAGUUGUAACAGCCUUAUGGCAACCAACUGAUAAUUUUGUAAGAUUUACUUUUGAGAAGCAGACGGACGGAUCAUACAAAAUAAAGUCGGUUGCUAUGCCACGAUACAUAUACGAUGGGUAUGAUGUGCCCGGUGCGCGUGGUAUAUAUCUAAAUGGUGACGACCAAACUGAUGACGAUCAUAUGCGAUACUUUGUAACCCUGGAAAUACCAGGCUACUACAGAAUCAAAACAAAAGCAACAAAUCGAUACGUUCGGCUUGACCCGGACAAUUACGUAUCGUCAAUAUACAACAUGGCAGACAACAGGUCCUUAUUUAAGCUGGUAGAGGUGUAAACCCAAAGGAAUACGUAACUGUCAUAAAUGGCUGAUUAAAAAUAAACAACUUGCAUUAAAAAAUAUUGAUAAGAUAUUUUACUCAUUUUAUGAGUAAUUUUAAACAAAUCAAACACAUCUUAUCAAAUUUUUGAAAAGAAUAAAUAUGUACGUAGUGUCAAGCAAUUGAGACGUGAUGUUUUUCAGUAAAAUGCACCAUUCUGUUCCAUGUAAUACAUCAACAUAUUUUAAUAUUUGCGAUUUCUGUAAUAUUUUCUACAAAUAUGAACAGGAUUUAUCUUAGUUGAAAUGGACAAUCGUCUUAAUGCUUAAUUACUAUGCAUUUAAAACCUAUUUUGUUUUAAUAAGCCUGUGUUGACCCUUCAAAUAAAUCUUUUAUUUUUCUAUGUUAUUAUGAGAAAAAAAUGGAAAGGAGAGGGACCAACAGUGCUUAUUUUUAAUUAGAAUCAACCUAUGUUGCCGUGUAUUGUAACACCCCGGAUCUAAAUAACUAAAUAUUUAUAAGGACAACACACCAUCACAUUUCAACGUCAUAAACAUGUAUUUAACCCGAUUAACAAGAUAUUAUUGUUUAGUGUGUGUGUAUAACUAAAAUCAGAACGAAACUGCCAAAAAUACAACAACAAUAUUUAACUUUAUAUAGGAAUUUCUCUUACGCAAAAUAUUUAAGUAGGUUAUAAUUUCCAAAUGAAUUUUGCGCUUCCGGACAGUUGCCAAUUAAAUAGCAAUUAUAAUCAUUUACAUUAUUGGUAUAAUCGACGAAAUUCAUAAAUUAACUAAUUGGAAUGGUAUUUAACCUAUCCUACUCGCGUUUCUGGUGACAAUUGUUACCUUUUGUUGUUAAUAUCCGCCCACUAGCUAGCGAUGUAUAAUUGUUGAUUACCUUAAGGCUUAUUAGUGUUUCCUACCGCUAUCGUACAGUCGUUCAACGGCUCUUUUGUUCUG
This is a messenger RNA of Ruditapes philippinarum (Manila clam), 1882 nucleotides long. RefSeq lists its product as uncharacterized. The record is from RefSeq and is a predicted model, not a curated record. Bases 221 to 937 code for a protein of 238 amino acids. The transcript has 3 exons. Lineage: Eukaryota; Metazoa; Mollusca; Bivalvia; Venerida; Veneridae.